AUGGCCAUAAGGACCACAGGCCUGAGCGCCUCACAGCUCGCAGCUUUCCAACGGGAUGGCUACCUCAUCGUCCCCCAAGCUCUGGGACCAGAGACCGUCUCUGCUUUACUUCAGGAGACCCAGAACCUUCUUACCGGCUUUGACCUCAAGUCGCAUCCCAUGACGCGCUUCAGCACAGGCACGACAUCGGAGCACGUGGGCGAUGACUACUUUCUCAGAUCCGGCGACAAAAUCCGCUUCUUCUUCGAGGAGGACGCCUUCAACGAGAAUGGAGAGCUGACCAAGCCGAAAGAUAGGGCCAUCAACAAGAUUGGACAUUAUCUCCAUGUGUUGAGCGAGCCAUUCCGCCGGCUGCUCAGCGAAGACGGCCAAGUCAAGCCUGCCGAUGUGGCGAGGGCACUUGGGUUCAAGGACCCGCGAUGUCUGCAGAGCAUGGUGAUAUGCAAGCAGCCUGAGAUCGGAGGAGCUGUGCCUCCUCACCAGGACUCGACGUUCUUGUAUACAAAUCCGCCAUCAGCCGUGGGGUUCUGGUAUGCACUAGAGGACGCUACGCUGGAGAACGGCUGUCUUUCGUUCUUGCCGGGAUCGCACAAGUGGUCUCCUAUCACGCAGCGGCUUGUCCGAAAGGCUGGUAACACGGGCACCGAAAUGGUCGAGAACAGCGGUCCGCAGUUCCCGCCAGGCGAAGAGUAUGGGGUCGAGAAGCCUGCCGAUGCUGAUUACAUGACCUAUAUCCCGGGUGAAGUCAAAGCUGGAGAUUUGGUCCUCAUCCAUGGGAACUUACUACAUAAGAGUGAGAAGAACCAGAAGGGGAGGAUCAUCUACACAUAUCACAUCAUUGAGAAUGAGGACCGACAAUAUGAUGAGAAGAACUGGCUGCAGCCGCCGCAAGAGGGCUUCACCAAACUGUAUUGA
Emericellopsis cladophorae is the source of this 915-nucleotide messenger RNA. Its product is annotated as Phytanoyl-CoA dioxygenase domain-containing protein-like protein. The record is from RefSeq and is a predicted model, not a curated record. The coding region runs from base 1 to 915 and encodes 304 amino acids. Lineage: Eukaryota; Fungi; Ascomycota; Sordariomycetes; Hypocreales; Bionectriaceae. The transcript is spliced from 4 exons.